AUGACACCACCCCUCCUCCCCUUCCCACCCAGUGCCCUCCCCUUCGAAUCAACCCUCACGUCCAAGUCCCAACACCGAAAAGGCUUCGACGGGAAUCUCAAAAACUGUGAAUUACUGGAAUUAUGGCAAUACAAUUGCGAUUUGCAAAAGGAUAGGGAUGGGAAGUUGGGGGAAAAUAUUGUUUGUAGACCUGUGGAACGGCUUUUUCGUCGGUGUAAGAUCGAAAGGGAACUUUUAUGGUGGAGACGACGGUUUGGGAGGGAGAAGGAAGUGCAAAGUGAUAGUCGCGGAUUUGGGGUUGGAUGCUUGUGGUUAGCGUGAACCCUUGCGUGGUGAGAAGAUGAUACUGCGAAUUAAGAUUGGUAGACGGAGAGGGCAUUACACAUGAUG
Molecule: messenger RNA, 390 nt
Organism: Botrytis sinoallii
Lineage: Eukaryota; Fungi; Ascomycota; Leotiomycetes; Helotiales; Sclerotiniaceae
Exons: 2
Coding region: 1-321 (106 amino acids)
Cellular component (GO): mitochondrial inner membrane peptidase complex
Source: RefSeq, a predicted model, not a curated record